AUGAAGUUCACCACCAUCGUCGCCUCCCUUUGCCUAGUUGCGGCUCCAUUCGUCGCCGCAGAGGAGACCAUUACCUCGACUGCAACCACGACCGUUACUAAGACUCUGGUUCGCGUCAAUUCGGUGACCCCAACUCCUACUCCCAUCACGACUUCCAUCACGACUUCCGUCGCGGGUACCAUGGCGAGUACCAUCGCAAAUCCUAGCCCAAGUCCCAGCCCAAGUUCCAGCGCGAGAUACCUGAGCACCAUGUCUGUUUCGACGUCGACUCCCCUCUCUCGUGUGGCCUCCACUACUUCUGCUGUUCCAGCCGCCACCUCCAUCGGCGCAGCGGCCAACAUUGGCGCCGGCAUGCCAGCUGCCUUGGCCGUCGCUGGCUAUAUCGUUGUGAUGGUGGGCCAAGCCUUGUAA
This is a messenger RNA of Penicillium roqueforti, 411 nucleotides long. RefSeq lists its product as uncharacterized. Lineage: Eukaryota; Fungi; Ascomycota; Eurotiomycetes; Eurotiales; Aspergillaceae. The record is from RefSeq and is a predicted model, not a curated record. The transcript has a single exon. Bases 1 to 411 code for a protein of 136 amino acids.